Messenger RNA from Salvia miltiorrhiza (redroot sage), 2974 nucleotides. RefSeq names its product cryptochrome-1. The transcript has 6 exons. The coding region runs from base 791 to 2722 and encodes 643 amino acids. Gene Ontology annotation, biological process: circadian regulation of gene expression; blue light signaling pathway; entrainment of circadian clock by photoperiod. Gene Ontology annotation, cellular component: nucleus; cytoplasm. Gene Ontology annotation, molecular function: DNA binding; blue light photoreceptor activity; FAD binding. The record is from RefSeq and is a predicted model, not a curated record. Lineage: Eukaryota; Viridiplantae; Streptophyta; Magnoliopsida; Lamiales; Lamiaceae.
AGUUGGAAAAUUGAAUCAUGGCAACAGUUAUAAGGCCUUGAGUUUCCAGUGAUAUUUUAUUUGUGCAUUUAGAUAUGGUUGAAUCAUGGCAACAGUUAGAAAGCCUUGAGUUUCCAAUGAUAUUUUAUUUGUGUAUUUAAUUGGAUUUGAUUGAAUCAUGGCAACAGUUAGAAGGCCUUGAGUUUCCAAUGAUAUUUUAUUUGUUAUGCAGAUUUGGUUGGCACUUUUUUGCAUUAUUUCUUUCCUUUUUUGUGGUCCUAUGGCUGUGGAUAGCAUAAUUUAAUAUUAAUUUCCCCUUAUAGUGUGUGGGCAGUUUGUCUUGGCAGCACACUACCUGGUCACAUGAAGUCUAAUCCUCAAUCCCCCAAAAACCCCUCUUUAACAAUUGGCUGAAUCCAAUCCUGUCGGCAAAAGAAUAUUUCUUUUUCCAUGUUUUCUUGAUUUUCCCUUGUGGGUUUGCUGCAAAAAUCAGUUCUUGAUGGAUUUAUAUGUCAGAAUAUGAUGUGAUUGAAUUGAUCUUGUAUGGAAACAUCACUACUUGUUUACAAAAAAUUGGGGGUUUUGGUGUUGUUUGAGAGAAUUUUUGUUUGUUGAAACUGAGAGAAGCUGAGUUUGUGGGGAAAAUGGAAAACAAGUGCAAGGGCAUAGUGUGGUUUAGGAGGGAUUUGAUGUGAUUGAAUUGAUUUUGUAUGGAAACAUCACUACUUGUUUACCAAAAAUUGGGGGUUUUGGUGUUGUUUGAGAGAAUUUUUGUUUGUAGAAUCUGAGAGAAGCUGAAUUUGUGGGGGAAAUGGAAAACAAGUGCAAGAGCAUAGUGUGGUUUAGGAGGGAUUUGAGGAUUGAAGACAAUCCAGCUUUAGCAGCUGUUUCAAGGGAUGAGAGUGUGUUACCUGUUUUCAUAUGGUGCCCUAAGGAGGAAGGCCCAUAUCACCCCGGCCGAGUUUCGAGGUGGUGGCUCAAGCACUCCCUUAUUCAUCUGCAGCAGUCACUCAGAUCUCUUGGUGCAGACCUCGUCGUGAUCAAAGCCGAGAGCACCCUCUCUGCUCUCUUAGACUGCAUCAGCGUUGUCGGGGCAACCAAAGUCGUGUAUAACCAUCUUUAUGAUCCAAUUUCACUUGUUCGUGAUCAUAAUAUUAAGCAGAAGUUGGUUGAACUUGGCAUUGAUGUGCAAAGCUAUAACGGCGAGCUACUGUUUGAGCCGUGGGAAGUGUAUGAUGACGAUGAACAAGCGUUUACAACCUUCAACGCAUACUGGGAGAAAUGCAUGAACACGCAGAAAGAGCCUGCUUCGCAUCUUCCACCGUGGCGUUUGGCUCUCGCUGAAGGGGCGGGGAAGAACACCUCGAUCGAGGCACUGGACCUUGAAAACGAAUCAGAAAAGCCGAGUAACGCCUUACUGGGGCGAGGGUGGUCACCCGGUUGGAGCAGUGCCGACAAGACUUUCAGUGAGUUCGUUGAACACCAUCUGCUUAACUACUCGAGAGACAGGCUAAGGGUCGGGGGAAACUCCACGUCCCUUCUGUCUCCGUAUCUGCACUUCGGGGAGCUCAGCAUUAGGAAAGUGUUUCAGAGCGUGCGAAUGAAGCAGUUCGUUUGGAGAAACGAGCAAAACACGCAAGGAGAAGAGAGCGCAGCGCUCUUCCUUAGGGCCAUCGGCCUCAGAGAGUAUUCUCGUUACAUCUGUUUCAAUUUCCCGUUCACCCACGAGAGGUCGCUGCUCAGCAGCCUCCAGUAUUUCCCAUGGGACACCAACCAGGCCCAUUUCAAGGCCUGGAGACAGGGCCGGACGGGCUACCCGCUCGUGGAUGCAGGAAUGAGAGAGCUGUGGGCGACCGGAUGGAUUCACAACCGGAUUAGGAUAAUUGUCUCGAGCUUCUUCGUGAAGUUUCUUAUUCUGCCAUGGCAAUGGGGCAUGAAGUAUUUCUGGGACACACUUCUUGAUGCAGACUUGGAAAGCGAUAUCCUCGGCUGGCAAUACAUUUCCGGCAGCUUGCCCGAUGGCCACGAGCUCGAGCGUAUGGAUAGCCCACAGGUGCAGGGGUUCAAAUUCGACCCGGAGGGCGAAUACGUGAGGCAGUGGCUGCCGGAAUUAGCACGGAUGCCGGCCGAGUGGAUCCAUCAUCCGUGGGAUGCUCCUCCGUCCGUGCUCAGAUCCGCAGGCGUGGACCUCGGAUCAAACUACCCGAGGCCUAUAAUUGAUGUCGAGCUAGCCAGGGAUAGGCUGACCGAGGCCAUAGCAGUCAUGCGCGGGAAAGAAGCAGCAGCAACGAGCAAUGGCACGGAUGAAGUGGUGUUCGACAACUCCGAGCCCCACGAGAAACCGGCUGUGGCCAAGGCAGCGAAGAACCCCUGUCCGGCUAGCUCGUCUCACGACCAAAGGGUCCCAUCGAUGAGGAACUCCAAAAGCGCGAUUCAGAAUAGGAAACGGGUGUUGGAAGAUAACUUGAACAGCUGCAACGUCGGCACUCAGGCGGCGAAAAUGGACGAUGACUUGUGCUCUACAGCUGAAUCUUCUUCAUCGAAGAAAGCCAUGACAAACAGCAGAGUUUCCUUCUCUGUUCCUCGGAACUGCUCUUCGAUGUCGACUGGCGCCCCGUGUCCGGUCCCCGACUCGUCCGACCACAAUUACAGUUGGCAGGAAGAGGUCGGAAGGGAGGAGAUGUCGAGCAAAAACGGGAAACAGAUGCUUCAUGAAGAGAAAAGCUCAUCGCUCAAUCUCUGAGUGUGAGGGCAUAUAUGCUGUGGCUGUAACAGAAUGAGAGAUUCUUUGCAUCUCUUGUAGAGUAGUAGUUGGUAUCUGUAACAUAUUUUUCAUUCUUCUCAGUGUUGGUGAAAGAGUAGUUAUCUUUCCUUUUGAGAAAAGCGAAAGAGUAGUUAUAGAAGUUUGUUCUUGUAUGUUCUCUCCUUCCCACAUACAUAAAACCAACAUAACUUUAUCCUUUGUUUGCUUAAUUAUAUACUCUAUUUUGAUAAA